Molecule: messenger RNA, 297 nt
Organism: Trypanosoma cruzi
Lineage: Eukaryota; Euglenozoa; Kinetoplastea; Trypanosomatida; Trypanosomatidae
Exons: 1
Coding region: 1-297 (98 amino acids)
Source: RefSeq, a predicted model, not a curated record
AUGCGGAUGUUAUUUUGGCGGUGUGCGGCCAGUGAGUGGUGUGGCAUUUCGGGUGUCUGGGACAAUUGCUUAUUGACUCUCUCCCAACAGCCGUACCUGCCGACGUGUCACUGCAGCUGUGGAUCCGGCGACGAGGGAUUCUCCGGCUGUGUGGGGUGUUGUGCGGGUGCGUUGGAAGAGACAACAGCAGUACGACUGGCGGCAGCGCAUGGGUGCUGCGAAGGGCGGCGGUAUUCUUUUGCAUUUCGCCGGUUGUGUUUUUUGCGUGGGCGCUGCUCGGUGUGCGCUGAAGUGUGA